This is a messenger RNA of Pieris rapae (cabbage white), 6076 nucleotides long. RefSeq names its product tubby-related protein 4 (gene Tusp). The transcript is spliced from 15 exons. Lineage: Eukaryota; Metazoa; Arthropoda; Insecta; Lepidoptera; Pieridae. The record is from RefSeq and is a predicted model, not a curated record. The coding region runs from base 258 to 4271 and encodes 1337 amino acids. Gene Ontology annotation, molecular function: protein binding.
AUUCUAACAAACCAGCGCCAUCUUCAAUUUUCGCGGGGUUUUCCGAGUUUUUCACUACGUUGUAGAGGUCGUAGCGGUGCCUCCCUUCACAAUCAAUACUUGCGCUGUGCAGCCCUCGCGAGCCAGACCUUGUCACCCUCUCACACGGAACGAUACCUGUGAAGACCAAAUAGGCACAUAAUGUCUUAAAAUGAAAAGUGUAUAUUCGGAAAAGUCGCGCGCGUUUUAGUGACUCAAGGUUGUGUGGAAACGUGAUAAUGCAUCUACAUUUUGAGAGGAAUGUCAAUGCUAAAUGCGAUUGCUCGAUUCUCUCGUUGUCGUGGAUGGGAAAGGUACCUGAUGAACUGCCAGAGGAGGAAGGCUGGAAGCUGAAUCGAAACAACUACUACCAAGAAGGGUGGCUGGCGACUGGCAAUGUGCGCGGCGUUGUGGGGGUAACAUUUACGUCAUCACAUGCGAGACGACCCCACGAGUUACCUUUGCGAACGAAUUACAAUCUACGAGGACAUAGAUCGGAUGUUAUACUGGUGAAAUGGAACGAACCCUAUCAAAAGUUGGCGUCAUGCGAUAGUUCCGGAGUUAUCUUUGUAUGGAUCAAGUAUGAAGGCCGGUGGAGUAUCGAGCUGAUCAAUGACAGGAGUACACCCGUCACCCACUUCUCUUGGUCACAUGAUGGCCGGAUGGCACUUAUCUGUUACCAGGAUGGUUUUGUCCUGGUGGGUUCCGUGGCGGGCCAGCGGUACUGGUCAUCCAUGUUAUCGUUGGAUGCAAGGAUCACUUGUGGAUGCUGGACACCUGAUGAUAGCCAGGUUUAUUUGGGCACCGCCUCUGCGCAGCUUGUCGUCAUGGAUGUUCAUGGAGCAAUGGUUUCGCAGGUGCAACUGGUCGCUGAAGGUGGGAUCACUUCCAUGGCGUGGUCUUGUGAGAAGUUUAAAAUGGAAGAAGGGGAGGAGACAACUGAAACUAACGGGGGUCAUGUUCUAGCUGUAGCUCUUGGUAGUGGAGACAUUGUUUUAAUGCGGGGACAUGAUGAUGUAAGCACUAUUCGGAUAGGCACAGGAUUAAGGGGCAAUACGCUGGCUAUGGAAUGGGCUAAUUCGAGAGAGCUGUUGGCCGUCGCUGGAACCCUGGUACCUGAAUGCGGCGAAGCAGAGGACACACCGCCUUUCAAAAAUAUUCUAAAGUUCUACUCAGACACAGGGACUCUUAUCUACACAGUGCCUAUACCAUACACACAGGCGCGAGUGACAUCGCUAACAUGGGGUCAUGCAGCGCGGCGUCUAUUCGUAAGUGCGGGGGGAGCGGUUUGCACCGCGCGGGUCUGGAGAGUUGUGGCACCGCUUCAACUCCUUGCAAGAGUUCGUGCCGCUGCAGCUUUGAGGCAUCCCAGACUGGCUGCAAAACUCCCAUUACCCCCGAGACUUCAACCCGCAUUGGCUAGCCUCUUCGCGCACACUAUUCGGUGUAACGUGCCAGAAACAAGUGAGUUACGUCGUUUUGUAUCACGGCCGCCAUCGGCUGGUGGUCGACUACAUUGCACUAUGUUGAGACAUGAUGAUGAAGAGGCUGGAGCAUACACUUUGUAUUUGGAACAUUUAGGCGGAUUGGUGCCUUUACUAAAAGGGCGACGAACAAGCAAGAUUAGACCGGAGUUUGUUAUUUUUGAUCCGCAAGCUGAAGAGGGUACCAUACCAGUAACUCGCGAAUCAAGUAGUAGUAGUGCGGGUAGUUCAUCAAGUGGUAGCGCGCCCUCCCCCCGCGCGCCUAACACGCCCCGCACUCGCCGUGCAAGACUCUCGCAAGAGGACUCUUGUUCGUCUGAUACCGAAAGGGAAGAGGCAGGUUGUUCGGGAUCACCACGCUUGCAGCGACGGCGUCGUGCACGUGAACGACGCAAAUCUCGGAAUUCAACUGAUAAAGACGAAACUCCAGAUGAACUUGCCUACAUCGAUUCAUUGCCAGAGGAUGUUCGAUUAGUGGAGGUUACAUCGAAUAUUUGGGGGACAAAGUUUAAAAUGCACGGCCUCGCUAAAAACGUUCCCGCAAAUCUAGGACAAGUCACUUACAAAACUUCUCUAUUACAUUUGCAGCCGCGGCAAAUGACUUUGACGAUUACGGAACUAAGGGAUGACUAUCCUGUUGGACCCGACCCUAAUUUCAACCCCAACAUAUUCUCCGAGGACGAGGAAGAUGUGUUUCAAUCUAGUGACAAUAAUUCACCUACCCAUUCGAAUAAUAAUAUAAGGAGAAAGUUCAACCCUUCAAUUCUUACCGAACGAACUGGAAACCCGACAAUAACGCAAGCGGAUUCGUCCAACAAUAACACGCCGAACCCGGCAAUAGCUAGGGCAGAAUCCUAUGAAGAAUUUCCUUUCAUUGAUACGAGUGAUGCUAUGAAUAAUGUACCAGAAAACAUUUAUGCAACGUCUAUAAGGCACGCGCCUCAAGCUACCGAAAGAAGAGUGAAUAACCCUACAACCUUGCCAAACAGACACGCUAUAUCUCCUCUAAGAUGUGAAAGUUCUGUCCCUACUCUACAGUCUCCCAAAAACGCGGUAGCUCCAACCGAUAUUAUUUUUGAAAGACCUUCCCCUCAGGCGGUUACAUGCGGCGGAAGAGGAGAUUUCUAUGGCGGUAGAACUGACUAUAGUGUCAGAGGUGACAGCGUAUCUCUUAAAGGAAAUUUGUCUAAUAAUGAACACCAAAGUUUUAAUUUAAACCUAAGCUUAGAACCUAGCAGACAAGUAACUAUUAAGAAAUGUGAUAACCACGUGACAGAUAAUUGUCUAUCUAAAAUACGGAAAAACAUUUGCAGUAGAGGCGAAUCGGCAUCGUUUGAAAUGAACACUAGAAUAUUAAAAUCGCUAUGUAAUAAGAAUUUUGAGCAUGAAGUCCAUCCAGAUGCGAUGUGUAAGAGAAAUGAGACUUUGAAGAAUUUGCAGAAAGGAGAAGAUCUGAAAUACAUUGACGAGGAGACGCCAGUGGAUACGACCAUUAAUAAUAUUACGGAAAAGCCAAGAGAAGAGAGAAGAGUUCAAAGGACCACCACAGUUGUUCCCAUUAGUCCUGUCUGUGCAAAUGUUCCAAUGUACGAUACUAUGACACGAAGUUGUAGUGUCGGCUACUUAGACUUAGUUGACCCACAAGUUCUCCAUGCUCAGGUUAGCCUAUCUGCCUUAAGAGGAGAACCGCCUCGCCGCCUCAUACUUGUUAACAACAAACGGCACAGAAGACCGAGAAGAUACUUUAAGAACGACAUGAAGGCUGUUGAAACAACAAAAAUGACUUUGAAAAAAUGCGGGAAAUCACGAAGCUUGGACUCCAGUGAGUUAUCAAUUACCGCCGAUAAGGGCAAGAAAAAGAGCGAUUUGAAUUCAAAGGUAGAGGAAUCGCAUUCGAGCCGGUGUAAUAGUGAAGACAAUAGCGGAACAAGUACGGAGGAAGGGAAGGGACGAAGGUCGCGAAGGGACUACCCGGUGUGCACAGUGUGUAGGCUCGUGUCUCCGUAUGAUAAGAGAGAUGUUGAAACGGAUACAUAUGUGUGCGUGGCGUGUAGUACGCGUGCUACGCCCGUUGCGCCGCCCGCUCCGCCACCGCUUACCGACAGUGACUCCGAUUACAGCAAGUAUUAUAGUUCCUUAGAACAAUUAGCGCUGCGACUUUUGGCGUCCCGCGGCGGGCGAAGCACCAGUUCAGGCGUGGUGCGUGAGAGCAGCUCCGCCCCUACUUCACCUCGCCCCGCGCGUGCCCCUGUGCCCGCUUCCGCUGCAUCGCCCGCUCCAAGGCAACGCAGACAUAGAUAUUCGUCUGCUUCUCCUAUAAGACAGCUUUUGAAUUCACCGUUACUAAAUCGCAGGCGGAACAAGAAACUAUCAGAGAGUUCUGACGACGAGGUACCAAACGGUUACAAUGAAAUCAACAGCAAGAACUUCAGAGAUUUAGAGAGUUUCCAAAAAGCACAAUUAAGAAAUAAGAUAAAGCGUGCAGGUGGCAACAUUCCCACAUCUACUGACCGCGGCGCACGUCGUCAGUUAGUGAUGCAUAAUAAGGCGCCAAUGUGGAAUGAGAAUAGCCAAGUGUACCAACUAGAUUUUGGUGGCAGAGUCACACAGGAAUCCGCUAAGAACUUCCAAAUUGAAUACCAUGGGAAACAGGUGAUGCAAUUUGGCCGUAUCGACGGCAACGCAUACACCCUAGACUUUCAAUAUCCGUUUUCCGCAUUACAAGCAUUCGCCGUUGCGCUCGCAAAUGUGACACAAAGACUCAAAUGAGCACUGGCCAUAACCUACAGCAAACGACUUCGGUCGUAUGGUUUCUACAACCGCUGUGGGGCUUAACACGACAACUGAUUCAUCAUGCUUAAAAUUGUUUUUAUACGUAAGAUUUAAAUGCGCAUCAAGAGCUAUUGCUAAUUGGUGUUUAUAAUAAGCGAUCUAUUUGUUUAACCUUAUUAUCUGGUAUUUUACAGAACGAUAUAUCUAACAUUUCUAAGGCGGCAUGUUCCAUCCUGGUUGCUUUAAAAAUAUGAAUUGGUUAUAUAUUAAUUCUUCCAGUACGUAAAAUCAAGAUUACAAAAUAUGUACGUAAAACACCCGAUAGCUUUAUUAACCCUCAAUAUAGACGGUUGAUGCCAUUUUAAUCUUUCGUGAACGGACUGAAAUAGUAAUAAAGUGCUGUAACAUAUUAAGUAUACACACCAAUUAAAUAACAUAUUUAAAUGUUAGCUUAAUUUGUAUAUAAACAGUUGUAUUUACCCUCAAACGUUUUAUUUUAGUUCUUGGAUACUGUGUAAAAUGAGACGUAUGUUAAAUAUUGUACUAUUCCAUUUUACGCAACUUCCACAUACCUACCAAUAUUUGUGUGUAGGUAAAUGUCAUAUUAUGCGUUAUAGCAAUUUAUGUUAAUUGUGCAAGAUUUACAUGUUAAUUAAUUAAUGUAGUUGAAGAUUAUGAAUUUUUCAGACAGCACGUUAAUUAGUUUUUUGUUAAUUUAGUCUGCCAUAUUGUUAUGGAGGGAAGGCGCGUGGGAACCGCUUUAUUAUUACAUUUUUUAUGUGGUUGUCGUGUGUAUACCCUUCGUGUUAGUAUCUAGUAAUAAUAUAUAGUUUCAAUCUAAAGAUCCCAUUACAAGAUUUCCGGCUAUUUAGGUCAAUUUAAUUCCUUUUAACUUACUGAAGUUCUUGAUUCAAUUUGUAAUUUGUACAUGAAAGGAUUAGUGUAACGAAGCCGGGAUGGACUUUUAUAAGACUAUCGAGAUAUUUUUACACGAUAAUAGCUAGUCCAAUAAAAUAAAAUUGUCUAUAGUUUACCUUAGUAUUAGAGUAGUUUGUUUUUGUUAAUAAGUCAGCGAUAUUUUUCUCUAUAUAAAGUUCUUUUUUAGUACUCAAGGCCUAGGACAUAUUAUUGAUUUUACUUAUUUUUCAUUUUUGGAGAAGUAAGGAGUACAAAUUUAUUAAUAACAAUUCCAUGUUCCGUUUCGUUACCAAAAGUUUAAUUAUGUAAAAUAUGUAUUCUCACCAUCUAUGGCAUGGACUAUGACAAUACUAAGAUUUAAAAGCACUAUAAACUCCGAAUAAUUUUACAUACAAAUAACAACAAUUAUUAUUGUAGCAGAUAUUUAAAUUACUUAUAUUAUGCGUAAACUAUUUUAAACCUACAUAGCAAACAGAAAAAACUUAUGUAUGUAUGUAUGCACUCCUACAGCGUAUAACGAAACAUGGUAUUUCAUACAUAACUGUCAACUUCGCACUUUAAAUAGAAACGAUUAUAGAUAUUUCUGAGUCUGACGGAAAGCAAAAACUAGUUUAAAAAUUUCAACUUAACAGACGAUAUUUUUUUUUAAAUCAACUGAACACUAGAAUAAUAUUUUCAGCACAUAUGUUAAAGUUCCCGCUAUGGAUUGUUAAAAAAAAAUUCCUAAUUGCUAAUUAUUUUAUUAUCUUUGAAUGUGCAAUGGUAAUUUUAUUAUGUUAAUAUUUAAAUGUUUUUAAUACAUAUCUCCUGUUAGUUACUUAGGUAUUCUAGGAAUGUUUAUUUCUUGUUCUGAAGACUGCACUUUGUAAAUAAAAUAAAUUUCU